CUUGACUUCUUGACACGACAGCACUCUCAAGCAAUCAUGUCAGACGACCCUACUGCCGACUUCCUCGCUCGCGAGAAGGCCAUCCUCGGCGAGGACGCCGACCUCUUCGCGUCCGGCUCGGUGCCCUCCGCGCCGUCCGGCAUCGACGCCUUCCCCGACCUCGAUGCCGCCCCGGCCCCGGUCCCCUCCCCGCCCAAGCCAUCAGGCAUCGACGCCUUCCCCUCCCUCGUCGAGGAGGUGCACACCGAGGUCCGCGUGACUGGCGCCUCGGGGCUCGGCGAGGACAUUGAGCGCGAGAAGUUUGAGGCGAGCUUCCCCGACCUGUCGGAGGACAUUGGCGGUGCCGGUGCUACCGCCCCCAAACCCGUCUUCAACGCCCUCUCGUCGCAACCCUACGGCUCGUCGCCCUACCCCCCUACGGCGGCCCCGCAGCCCCGCUCGGCACAGAGCAUCCUCCCUCCUCCCCAGUUCGCCAACACGCUCCCCGAGACCGAGGAGGACACUGAGCCGAUCCGCGCAUGGCGCGAGCGCCAGGCCGAGGAGAUCAAGCGACGCAACGAGGCCGACAAGGUCAAGCGGGACGAGAUGGCCAACAAGGCCGAGAAGGCCAUUGACCAGUUCUACGAGGACUACAACAAGGAGAAGGAGAAGAACAUUCGCGAGAACAAGGAGAACGAGGCCAAGUUUGUCGAGCAGCUCAAGGACGACAUUGCAAAGGGCACGACGUGGGAGCGCAUCACCGACUUGAUUGGUCUCGAGAACUCUCAGUCCAAGACUAUUCGCCCCGCCGUCCCAGGAGGCUCGGACCUCGCGCGCAUGAAGGAGACGCUCCUCAACCUGAGGCGCGAGGGCGACAAGGCGCCCGGCGCCGCGGGCUUCUAGAUAGAGUCUUGAGCGACACCGACGUCGGCGGCGUAGACAACACAUCCCGGCGAGUAUGGCGCGGGCUUGUAUAUCCCUGCGGGGAGAUGACUUAUGAUAUCCGAUGAUAGCGAGGGCGCCGCGAGGGCGCGAGCGCAGCGAGCGCAGCGUGCGACCGAGCCGGGGGUGUGGGCAGGUGGCAUCAACAAGACUACGGUGAGAUGCG
This is a messenger RNA of Vanrija pseudolonga, 1087 nucleotides long. RefSeq names its product Clathrin light chain (gene clc1). Gene Ontology annotation, molecular function: clathrin heavy chain binding; structural molecule activity. NCBI's taxonomy places the organism in Eukaryota, Fungi, Basidiomycota, Tremellomycetes, Trichosporonales, Trichosporonaceae. Gene Ontology annotation, cellular component: clathrin coat of coated pit; clathrin coat of trans-Golgi network vesicle; plasma membrane. The transcript is spliced from 5 exons. The record is from RefSeq and is a predicted model, not a curated record. Gene Ontology annotation, biological process: intracellular protein transport; clathrin-dependent endocytosis. Bases 37 to 882 code for a protein of 281 amino acids.